AUGACAAAAGAAUCAGAGGGGAAAGAUCCCCUCCUCUAUUACUACUGCAUCAAAUUUGCUCUCUCUGGCUAUUCCACUCUGUUUUCGAUAAUCGGCUUGGUGGUCCUGUGCAUUGGCAUCUAUGCAGAAGUGGAAAGACAGAAACACAGAACCUUGGAAGGGAUCUUCCUAGCUCCAGCUGUGGUUCUCCUUCUGCUGGGCAUCACAAUGUUUGCUGUUUCCUUUAUUGGAAUGGUUGGGUCCCUCAGAGACAACAGGACACUGCUGAAGACGUUUUUCUGGGUUCUUCUGGUGAUCUUCAUCACUGAGGUGCUGUUGAUAUUCAUUGAAAUAAUCUUCGAAAACAAGAUGAAUGCAGUUUUCCAUUCCAACAUCCAAGAGGGGAUUAGGCAUUAUUAUGAUGACCUGGAUUUCAAGAAUAUUUUGGAUUUUGUACAAGAAAAGUUCUCUUGUUGUGGAGGUGAUGAAUAUAAAGACUGGAACGUCAAUCAGUACCAUUCAUGCAACGGCAGUGGUCCUCUGGCUUGCGGGGUUCCAUACACUUGCUGUAUCAAGAAGGUCCCUGGAGAAGUCAUCAACACUCUGUGUGGAUACAAGACCCUUGAAAAAGAGCGACUGCAACUGGUUGAUGUUAUCCAUGUGCGAGGCUGUAUCCAUGCAGUUGGCCUGUGGUUUAAAGACAACUUUGAAGUCACUUUUGGGAUAGUUUGUUCCUUGCUGCUUCCACAGGUACUUGGCCUGGUUAUGGCCUGGUUAUAUUGGCGAAAGCUUGACGACAUAUACUGCAGACUGGACACUGUUGAUUUCAAGGCACUUGAGGUGAUAGACUUCAAAGCAGUGGACUUCACAGGUGCUGGCUGGUGCUUGUGUUUUCCCAGAGAAGGAGGCUACAUUCCCGUCAAUGUUACAGACGAUGACGAUGAUGAAGAGGUUAUCGGUCAAAGUAAAGUGUGA
Molecule: messenger RNA, 954 nt
Organism: Emys orbicularis (European pond turtle)
Lineage: Eukaryota; Metazoa; Chordata; Testudines; Emydidae
Product: tetraspanin-15-like
Exons: 8
Coding region: 1-954 (317 amino acids)
Cellular component (GO): plasma membrane
Source: RefSeq, a predicted model, not a curated record